Molecule: messenger RNA, 1254 nt
Organism: Babesia bigemina
Lineage: Eukaryota; Apicomplexa; Aconoidasida; Piroplasmida; Babesiidae
Product: rRNA pseudouridine synthase, putative family protein
Exons: 3
Coding region: 1-1254 (417 amino acids)
Biological process (GO): box H/ACA sno(s)RNA 3'-end processing; rRNA pseudouridine synthesis; mRNA pseudouridine synthesis
Cellular component (GO): box H/ACA snoRNP complex
Molecular function (GO): pseudouridine synthase activity; RNA binding
Source: RefSeq, a predicted model, not a curated record
AUGUCGAAAAAGAGCGACUUCGUGAUAAAGCCUCAGAAGGCGGCACCGCCCAUAGACACUUCUGAGUGGCCUCUGCUUUUAAAGAACUACGACAAGCUCAACGUGCGAACUGGACACUACACGCCCCUCCCGCAUGGUUCCUCCCCACUGUGCCGCGACUUGUCGAAUUACGUUAAAUACGGUUUCAUCAACUUGGACAAGCCCUCCAAUCCGUCGUCCCACGAGACGGUCGCGUGGAUCAAACGCAUUUUGCGCUGUGAGAAGACGGGUCACAGUGGCACACUAGACCCCAAGGUCACGGGUGUUCUUUUGGUGUGCAUAGACCGGGCGACUCGCCUCGUGAAGUCCCAGCAGGGCCAUGGCAAGGAGUACGUGGCGAUCAUCAAGUUCCACUCUCAACCGGAGAGCCGGAGCAAGGUGGAAAAGGCGCUUCAGACGUUGAGCGGUACUUUAUUUCAGAGACCGCCUCUCAUUUCAGCCGUGAAACGGCAGCUGCGCGUGCGCACCAUCCACGAGACCAAAAUGCUUGACUACGACGAGGCCAAGUCCAUGGCCACCUUCUGGGUCAAGUGCGAAGCCGGGACGUACGUGAGGACACUGUGCAUCCACAUGGGAUUGCUGUUGGGCUGCGGCGCCCACAUGCAGGAGCUGCGCAGGGUUCGUUCGGGCAACAUUUCGGAGUACGACAACAUGGUCACCAUGCACGACGUGCUGGACGCCCAGUACCUCCUGGACAAUACCAACGACGAGUCGUACAUCAGACGCGUGAUAUCGCCUCUGGAACGCCUGCUCACCGACCACAAGCGCAUCGUGGUGAAGGACAGUUGCGUAAACGCCAUUUGUUACGGCGCGAAGCUUAUGAUCCCGGGCGUGUUGCGUUUCGAGAAUGGCAUCGAGCUGAACGAGCAGAUCGUGCUGAUCACCACGAAGGGGGAGGCAAUCGCAAUAGGCAUUGCGCAGAUGCCCACCGCAGUUAUCGCAUCGGUUGACCACGGCGUCGUUUCAGUUAUCAAGCGCGUUAUCAUGGAUCGCGACACCUACAGCCUGCGCUGGGGUUUCGGCCCCCGCGCGACGGAGAAGAAGCGGCUGCAGUCUGCGGGGAUGCUUGACGACCGCGGGAAGCCGAAUGAGAAGACGCCCGUCACGUGGUUGAAGAGCGAGGGCUUCAUCCCACCCAUGAUUGGCGAGGAUGCAAAGAAGCGAGCGCAGGAGGGUGAUGAGGCCGAAUCAGACGCCAAGAGGCCGAAAAACUGA